UACGUCCUAGCGACCUUUGGCCAAUCGGAGGACUGGCUGAGCCAGCAGAUCGUGAUCCGCUGUUUCUGUUUCGCAUUCGCACGGCUGCAUCGGUGUCUUCACUGGCUGAGUGCAUUGCUCCGACGUCUUUACCAGGCUGCGAGUGCUCUUCUCGAUAGUGCCUCCUGGCUGUUGCGAUGGGUGACAACUCGGGCAUCGGCGAGUGGCAGUUCUGCGUGAGGGCAGUCACCGAGCCUGGAGAGACCUUGGCGGUCAUCGGCGAGUGUCCGCAGCUGGGUCAAUGGAAACUGCAGGGGGCCUUGGACUUGCAGUGCGGCCACGAAGGAAACGUGUGGCGCGGCACAGCCCGACUGCCUAGGGGAAAGUCGAUCGCGUACAGAUACCUGGUGUGCGUUUUGGUCCCGUCGGACGGCGAACGCCUCAUGGAGAUGGUCAGGGUGGUCAAGCGAUGGGAGACCCACCCCCAGCCCAGGGUUAUUACUCAGCAGGAUUCGGAAAGAACUCAAUGCAGAGAAGCUGUUGAUGAAUUUGGUUUGGUUGGAAACCUUCAGCAUGUCGAGCGAGGUUGGUUGACAGCCGAGACAGUAAUUCAACUGAAGAUCUUUGGCGACGAACCCAUUAAAAUGUGGAAGCGACGACUUCUUAACAAACAAGUUUUGGUGAAAGUCACUCCUGUGAAUCUGGUUGCUGGAUCGGCGCCGGAGAGGUUAGCAAAAGCUGGAGAAUUGUCUUUGGACGAGAGCAUGGACACGCUGGAGCUUUCUGGGAACAAUGGGGAGCGAUCUAGUUGGCCCAUUACUGAACUCUCGGUUAUGGACGAAGACGACUGCGAGUUCAGACCGCAAGAGCAGUUUGGACGAGUUUACAAAGCGGGUGAUUUUUUCUUGUAUCAGAUUCAAGUGCUCUUUGCAGACAAUGUGGCUUACCUUGUUGACUUUUACGCUCGCAGCCAAGGCUCGGCCGACGAAGAUGUGCCGACGCAUGUGGGCUUCAGCUACAUUCUGCCCAGCGUGAUGAAGGCCAGUGAGGGCCAAGCGAUAGUCCCAAUAACUGGACUCAGACACCAGCCGAUUGGACAGCUGACCGUCGAGUACCUCAAAGUAGCACCCAUGGCCAACGACGAGUGCAACAUGAAAGAGGUCUACAGCCGAUACUGGAGCCAUACCUGGUGUGGCCUUGAUGUCGGUCACAGGGGUGCAGGAAACUCGUUCAAGAUGCAGAAAAUAGGCAUGGCAGAGAUUCGGGAGAAUACAAUCGCCUCCCUAACUCAGGCUGCCCGUCAUGGAGCCGACUUUGUUGAGUUUGACGUUCAACUUUCCCGAGAUUUGGUUCCCGUCAUUUACCAUGAUUUCCAUGUCAUCAUCUCAAUGAAACAGAAAAGCACUCUUCCCGACAAUGAUCUUCUCACCCUGCCUGUCAAGGACCUUACUCUCCAACAGUUGCAUCUGCUCAAGGGCAUAAAUUGGCCAGUGCCUAGUAAAGUCCUCCAUUUUAGCGCCGUUGAUGAUGGCUACGGCAGGGUAUAUCACCUUGAAGAAGGCAAAGAUCAGCUAAAGCCGAGGUUUUUUGACGAAGAUCUCGAAGACCACCAGCCAUUCCCUACCCUGAGGUCAGCUUUGGAAAAACUUGACGAGCAUGUUGGAUUCAACAUUGAGAUUAAAUGGACUAUGCAGCUCAAAGACGGAACAUAUGAGUUGUACCAUCCCUUUGAUCUGAAUUUGUACCUGGACAUAGUUUUAGAAUGUGUUCUCAAACACGGAGGCCACAGAAAAAUCAUUUUCUCAUGCUUUCAUCCUGACAUUUGCACCAUGAUUCGCUUAAAGCAGAAUAAGUAUCCAGUUAUGUUCUUGACCCAAGGAGCGACUAGCAAGUACCCUAAGUACAAUGACCCUCGAUGCCAUGACAUCCAUGGUGCCAUAUACUUUACCAAAGCCGCUGGAAUUCUUGGUGUAAAUGCGCACACGGAGGACCUGUUGAGAGACCCAUCUCUCGUUCAAGCUGUUAGAGACGCGGGGUUGGUUUUGUUCUGCUGGGGUGACGACAACAACGACGCCAACACAAUCAGACACCUCAAAGCAUUGGGACUCCAUGGAGUUAUUUAUGACAAGAUUGAUCAGUUGGCUUGUAAAGAAGUGAAAGAGAGCAUCUUCUUGGUCGAAGCAAGAGGAGGUGAAAGACAGAAGAUUGCUGCACUAGGCAUCCAGAGUCUAGCUCAGUCCGCAGUAGAAUCACAAGGGUGUGGCCAGGAAUCCGAUGAAGGACCUAUUUUGAAUCUUGCACCUACUACGUCUGCUUCUGGUUCAUGCUAGCACGCUUUACUUCCCUCUUCGUCCUUCAUCUCACCAAAGUUAUUCAAAUAAUAUAAAUAAUUGUAUAAAGUAUGAAAAUUUAUAAAUUAUCAUAAGAAAAAAAUGGAGAAUAGCUAUUGACUUGCGUAACUGGCUCUUUAAAUAAUCAUAUUCUGCUUAGGAUUUUGGCUACUUGAGCUAAAAGUUAUCAAAUGUUAUACAUUUUAAUUUAGCGAGAGGAACUAUUUUUCAUUGCCCAUACUGUGGAUCACACUGGGAAUCACGCAAUUUACCAUUGCAUAUAUUUUAUCUUCAAUACAAGGGACAAUCACACUUAAUUAAUUUAUAUUUUGUGUGCUGAGGCAAGAUAUCACCAAGUACAACAUUGUUCAUUAGAGGAGUUAGAAAUUCCAAGUAUUAUUUUUAUUGAAGUAUAAGCAAAUACGUAACCAAUAGUCACAAUAUGGCUUAUUUAGCUUUCGAAUUAUGCAAUUUGUGCUUCCUGCUCAAUAAAGAUACAUAAACAUUAGU
Messenger RNA from Neocloeon triangulifer, 2819 nucleotides. RefSeq names its product glycerophosphocholine phosphodiesterase GPCPD1-like. Gene Ontology annotation, molecular function: starch binding; glycerophosphocholine phosphodiesterase activity. The record is from RefSeq and is a predicted model, not a curated record. Bases 177 to 2309 code for a protein of 710 amino acids. Lineage: Eukaryota; Metazoa; Arthropoda; Insecta; Ephemeroptera; Baetidae. Gene Ontology annotation, biological process: glycerophospholipid catabolic process. The transcript is spliced from 16 exons.